UCCAUACAUACAUGCUCUGGCUCUGGGUGCACUUCGCGGCGGCUUCAACUUCUUUCUAACCAUUCCACCCGCACCAUCCUCAUAGACUUAUUAUUGAGAACAUUCUAAUUAAUCUUUUGCGAGUGAUAGACGAUCGCCGCCGCCAUUGAACCGCUGACAAGAGUUAAGCCCUGUGGGAACCGCACCACCUCCUUGCAAGAGGGCACACGUCGCUGGCCCACCAAGACCCCGGCGGCGACCAAAUCUGCUGAGCUGACACGGCGCUGCGUUGUGUCACCGCGGGGGCACGACUUACCACACGAUUGGCAACUGGUGGCUUACUCAGGCGAGAUGAGUCAGCUGUGGACGAACACACGGGAGGAAAAGCCGAUCCUUGACUAGCGAACGGAUGAGAUCGAUCGAACGCCCGGGAAAGCUCAAGCACGACCUUCGCUGCAGACGGGACAGUUCGAUCAUCAAAAGGUCACCGUCGUCUUACCCGUCUUCUCUUUCCCCCGACGUCGUCCAGAUAUUCUUCUUUCGUCGUUUUCUAUUCCGUUUCCUGUGGUGUACCCUCGAGUGGUUUCGCAUGCACACGUUGGGCGAUGAUACCUUCCUACCUUCGGUUUUUGAUGGGAUCUGGUUCCCGGCCGGUAGAGGGCUCUCUGAGCCACAACGAACGGGUACGAGCGUGCACUUGGGUGGAUUAUCUCGGAGAGACUUCUUGGUGGAUCUGAUGAUAUUAUGCUAUUUUUCCCUCCUGCCUUUCCUUGCUUUUGGAGGGGUUAUGAUGUCGAUGAAAAGAUUUUAUGAUGAUGUAACGUCAUGUACCUGCAAUGAAAUGAUUCACUAUUUUAUGGUUUUCUUUCGGUCUAGUCAACAGGAGUAUAGACGCUGCCUUCUGCGUGAUGACAGCCUCGCUUGUGCCCCCUUUUGUAAGGUAUAUAUGUUCACCGUCAACAAACGCCUUUCCGUCCCACCAUUGCUCAAGGACACCCCGACGACUGGCUGGGUAUUGGUGGUUGAUCCGGAGAGUUUCGGGAUGCCCUCCACUAUCACAGUCGGCUCAAUCGAGAAUUAGGAGGAUCGCAGGCCCGCCUGUCUGUAACUUAAGAGGGCGAUACCGGCUCGACCCCCUUCUAAUGUUGAGGUCACCGCAACCAGCACACCAGUUGAUUGAUUGCUCAGCCUCCUAAACCGAACCGGCCCUCGUAUUGUACAAGCAUCGAGGUAUGC
Chaetomium strumarium is the source of this 1215-nucleotide messenger RNA. RefSeq lists its product as uncharacterized. The transcript has a single exon. The record is from RefSeq and is a predicted model, not a curated record. NCBI's taxonomy places the organism in Eukaryota, Fungi, Ascomycota, Sordariomycetes, Sordariales, Chaetomiaceae. Bases 389 to 1060 code for a protein of 223 amino acids.